CUCGAUAGGGCAAUAAAAGCCCACCGCGGUGACAGGGGAGCUCUCUGGACGGGCAGAGCAGCCAGCCGCGGCACGUGUGGCAGGAGAGACGACAUCUGUAAUAAAGAUGACACGGGGAUUUGGGACGUGAAGACUGAGGGCGCCAGCCGAGGACCUGUAAGCCAGCAGCAUGGAGCACCACAACGACUCGCUGUUUAUCGACUUGGGCCACAACUCGUCUUACUGGAUCCACUACCACUGCACUUUGGAGCUGAGUGUACUCGGGCAGCAGCUGACCAGCUUCUUCUUGUAUCUCUUCAUCUUUGUGUUCGGUCUGAUCGGGAACACCUUGGUGAUCUGGGUGAACUGGAAAUGGCGCAACACGGACAAUGUGGUGACCUUCUGUGUCCUCAACAUUGGCCUGGCCGACUUGGGUCUGGUCCUCACGCUGCCCUUUUGGAUGGUGGAGGUGAUCUUUGACAGUAUUUGGGUCUUUGGGAGGACCCUCUGUAAACUGAUCCAUUUGAUUUUCCUGGUCAACAUGUACGGCAGCAUCUUCAUUGUGGCAUACAUGACAGUGGAGCGCUACGUUGCCUUUGUGCGGCCUUCCGUGGUGGGCAGUCGGCAGGAGAGGCUCCGGCGGCUGGUGGUCUGCAUCACCCUCUGGUUUUUUGCUCUGUUCCUCACACUGCUGGAGAACGUACACGUUGAUCUUUAUGAAUUUGCAGGACCCGGGUGCCUCCCCAUCCCUUUGUACAGUGAAAUCGAGUGGUACAUUAGCAUCAGCUUUCUUUCCAUCAUCUUCGGCUUUGUCGUCCCAGCUGCCAUCAUCAUCACUUUCAACUUUCUCAUUGCUCGAAAAGUUAAGGCCAGCUAUGGUCGCGAUGGUAGAAGAACGUGCUGGAUCGUGCAUGUCUACUCCCUGGUCUUCAUUGCCUGCUGGUUCCCUCGACAGCUGGUGCUGCUGCUCAUCACUUUGGAUGACCUGAUGCUUGGGCUCUACAGCUGUAAUGCCAUCAGCUUGCUCUACUACUCCUUCCACAUCCUCGACUGCUUCUCACUGCUGCACUGCGUCGCCAACCCCAUCUUCUACAACUUCCUCAGCAAAGGGUUUCGCAGCAGCCUGGCCAGCGCAGUGGUGCACUACCUGCCCAAACAGGCCGCCAAGCGUGAGGGCAAUGGGUCAUCGGGCAGCAGCAGGAGUCACUCGGUGGUCAUCUCCUAACAGCAGACAUGGAACAUGAGAACACAGCCAGCCUGUGUGCUGUUCCCCCUGCCAAGCUUUGCCACCAUGGACCCUUCAAGGUCUUCUGCACCCUCUUGUGCCCGCCUUGUAAAAAAUAAUAAUAAUAAUAAAACACUGCUGACCCCAGCGAGUGGAUGAUGGCAUGAGAGGAGAAGUUCAGCCGCAAUAUAAAGGGACGGGGGUUCAGAGUUUUUGAACAAGAAAGGAAAGGGUGGGGUGUUUAAAGAGGUACUGGACUUAAGAACCAUCACAGUCCUCGAACCCCUCACAUCAGAAUCUUCCAUUUCUGAAUCUGAACAGGCGUGUGAGGGCUGAUACUUGUGGUCCGCUGCUUCAGUGUUGGACCAGUCUGGGUAGCUUUAACCAGCCCGCCUGUACUUUUACAGGUGCCAGAGUGCAUGGGCGAUGCCAUCGGGCAAGGGUGUCCAACUCCACCGUGGCUGCAGGUUUUGCUUCCUGCCACUCUCUUAGUCGGUGACCAAUUUGUCCCCUUUCAUUUUAUUUGCUGCACCUUUAAAGUCUCCGAAUUGCCUCUUUCUUUUCCUUGGAACGGCCGCCAAACAGAAAUGAGACGUGAAGCCUCCGAGCAGUUUCUUCAUUAUUGUUCAUUUAAACCCGUUGUUUAAUUCUCAUGCUGGCCCAUCAGACAUUUCCAAAACUGUGGAUUUUUGUUGUUCUAAGAUCAGCUUGAAAACGUUUUGUGGACCUGAGCAGAUCCACCUUGCGCUUUCUUGGUUAGCAGAUAUCAGAGCAGUAGUGUGGGUGGUGCGAACCGGGCGCCAGUCGACGACGUGGUUGUUUUGGUUUAAAAAGAAGAACAAAAAAAAAUUAAUAAAAACAUUAAGAUCACUGAAAAUUAGUCAAACAUUUAUUAUGUCCCUUUUACUUUUUAUGAUUUUUCUAAAACAACUUGCACAUUGAAAUGUGUUUAUAUUGCCUUUUACAAUCACAGCCGAAUCAUUGGAAAUAAAAGCGCAGUUCUAAGUGAAAUAAAUGUAUUGUAUCCUCUCACAUUAGGCAUGUUUACAUCAUUUUCAUUGCUUUCUUCACUUAAUUUUUUUACUUCCGGUUAAUUUUUUUUUUUUAUUUAAAAUUUUAUAUUUUUUACUUCCGGUUGAAAUCCAUUGUUUUAAAGUAUUUGAAUACUAUGAAAAAUAAAAAGUUAGCAUAAAUAUAUUUGAAAACUUAAUAAAUGUUGGCUGAGAUUGGCUCCAGCAGACCCCCAUGACCCUGUAGUAGGCUAGGAUGUAGCGGGUCGGAUAACGGAUGGAUGCUAUUAGGGCGUUUGUGCGUUGAGAUGGCUGCUGUUUCUCACUUAUCACAUACAUCCAUUAGGCGACUUAAGCCUUUCCGGCGCGCUCUGUAACACUUCCAGCCCUACCAGCUAUUAACGUCGAGGGGCGCGUGCUCCACACACCAAGGAAGGGGGGCAUCCCCACCCUAUGUGUAAAUACGCGCUCUGGACUGGGCUUCGACAGGCCCUGAUCAAAAGCUAAGCAGUCAGUUUAUCUUCACCACUAUAUGUACAAGCCCUCUAACACCGGUGGAAAUCUAAGUAAUCGACGGAGACCAUCAACGUUAACGUUUGCAUUUUUGUACAGGAUUACUAGGGUGUUGUACCGUGUUAGCCAUUAUGGAUGUUGUUAGAAGUUAAGCAAAAUGACACAUUUUUUGCCUGAAGAAGGGGCCUGAGUUUCCUCGAAAGCUUGCAUAUUGUAAUCUUUCUAGUUAGCAUGAACGAGAGCCAGUGCUUAAUUCAUGCCUGUAAAUCUGAUUUUGAGGUCUUUCGGGAACCCGAAAUCUACUUAAUAUAUAUUUGAUAUUUGUAUAUUUCUAUAAUGUUUAAAUAAAACAAUGUUUAUUCCA
Polypterus senegalus (gray bichir) is the source of this 3091-nucleotide messenger RNA. It is a transcript of the gene ackr5, whose product is annotated as G protein-coupled receptor 182. Gene Ontology annotation, molecular function: G protein-coupled receptor activity. The transcript is spliced from 3 exons. Lineage: Eukaryota; Metazoa; Chordata; Cladistia; Polypteriformes; Polypteridae. Gene Ontology annotation, cellular component: membrane. The record is from RefSeq and is a predicted model, not a curated record. Gene Ontology annotation, biological process: G protein-coupled receptor signaling pathway. The coding region runs from base 170 to 1204 and encodes 344 amino acids.